Alternaria burnsii is the source of this 186-nucleotide messenger RNA. RefSeq lists its product as uncharacterized. The transcript has a single exon. NCBI's taxonomy places the organism in Eukaryota, Fungi, Ascomycota, Dothideomycetes, Pleosporales, Pleosporaceae. The record is from RefSeq and is a predicted model, not a curated record. The coding region runs from base 1 to 186 and encodes 61 amino acids.
AUGAUCUCUGUUGCUGGCAACGGCAAGAACAUCCUCUCCGCUCAGUAUGGAUCGACCAACGUGCACGAGGGCCAGGAGAUCAAUUUCGAUACCACAUAUGCUGGAAGCGUGUCGACCAAGGGCUUCUGUGGCACUGAUUGUUGCGAGAAGACGGGAUGGGAGUGGCAUGUGUGCUCCGAGGUUUAG